AUGGAGACGCAGCCCGAGAGCAACGUGAACUCGUACGUCUUUCUCUGGAGGACGACGGAGAGCUACGGGGAGCUAAGCCAGUGGUACCACACGCCCUUCGUGUUCGACGAAAAGAGGUUCGCGAACAUGGAGCAGUUCGUGAUGCACUACAAGGCCGUCGUCUUCAACAACAUGGAGAUCGCCGACAGGAUUCUAAACAGCUUCGAGGCGUACCCCGCGGAGCACAUGAGGAUGGGAAGGAUGAUCAGGGGCUUCGACGAGGCCGUGUGGAGGAAGGUGUGCAUGGACAUCGUCGUGACCGGAUACCUCUGCAAGUUUACGCAAAACGAGGUGGUCAAGAACGUGUUGAUGAGCACGGGCAAGAGGGUGCUCGUGGAGGCGAGUCCGGCCGACAGCAACUGGGGCAUCGGCUUCGACAGGAGCAACGCCAUCGCGAACAUGAGCAUGUGGGGCAGCAACAAGCUGGGCAGGGCGCUGAUGGUGGUCAGGGAUCCGAAUACAUUGGCCCUUAUCACGUGCCAACGCUCUGGGGGAUCGAAGGUAUUGUUAUCAACAGAAAUUGACGAAUGCCUGUUACUGUACCAUGGGAGCCUUGCUGUAAGCUACUCUCAUGGACUUGUCGAGUUCGGUUCGCCCUUCCACCGCAGGCACCAUAGGCGUCCCAAGAACGGGCACCCUGGGUUCUCGAAAGUUGGGCCCUCCAUCUACUCCGGACCAAGCGUCUGGCUGUGGGUGGAGUGCUCGAAUAUUUUCGCAUUCGGAGUGAUUACCACAUUCUCCAGAUAUCCCUAUGGCGUUAUGAAUGAUCCGAACAUUGAGAACAAAAGAAGUGUCUUCGAUUAA
Molecule: messenger RNA, 843 nt
Organism: Cladophialophora psammophila CBS 110553
Lineage: Eukaryota; Fungi; Ascomycota; Eurotiomycetes; Chaetothyriales; Herpotrichiellaceae
Exons: 2
Coding region: 1-843 (280 amino acids)
Source: RefSeq, a predicted model, not a curated record